Messenger RNA from Canariomyces notabilis, 810 nucleotides. RefSeq lists its product as uncharacterized. The record is from RefSeq and is a predicted model, not a curated record. The transcript has a single exon. Bases 136 to 543 code for a protein of 135 amino acids. Lineage: Eukaryota; Fungi; Ascomycota; Sordariomycetes; Sordariales; Chaetomiaceae.
CACACGAAUUUGUAUGUGUCAGCCUAGCUAACCAUGGAGACAGAUCCUUGAGCCCAUGUCUUCGUCAUCGGCACGGGCCAGAGAACGAGAAGAACGUUCAAAGUAAGCCAACUCCUAAGUUCUGUCAGUUGUAACAUGGCUAAUUGGAAGCACAGAUUCCUGGAUGGCAUUGUCAGGCGGCCCCGGAAGAGAAAGCGGGAUGCCGACGAUUCUGAGGAAGACGAUGCGGACAGAGAAGACGAGGGAAGGGGCGAUAGCGAGGACAUCCAGCCUAGAGAGGCUCAGGAGCAAGACAAGCCCAAGAAGAAGAGGAAGAAAUACGGCCCAAAGGGGCCGAAUCCGCUUUCAGUGAAGAAACCCAAGAAGAGUGCUGCGAACCAGACCCCUAGGAAGCCUCCUGCCCCCUCGACCGAAAAUUCGGCAGAGGCCAAAGCGAAGCGCAAGAGACGCAAGAAAUCACAGGGAGGGACCACCCAGGAUGGAACUGUCAAGGAAAUGGCUGAGAAGCACGAGAGCGCCGGGACCGACGCUGUUGAGGCUUGAUUUAAGUAGAUCUUGGCAUUGAUUAGCCGCCAUUUUACAGACACCCUACGCUACAGACUCGUACUAGCAAUGUGUUAAGGGUGGUUGUCGAAUGUCGAUUAGAUCAAUGGCAGGGCUGGUCAGCGGCUUACCUGCACGUUAACUCCUUACUAUACUGUACACCGUACUCCGUACGCGUGUAAAUUCAGGGGCUGCAAACAGGGGGUAAUGUCACAUGCCGCGUUAUCUUAUCCUCUCCAUAGGCAGUGCUAAGUCGGUGCUAAGUGG